UACCCGGCCAUUAAUCCUCUUAGGAAUAUGUUGAGCUGGCUCUAAAUGCCAACUUGUCCCCAUACGAUAGAGACUAAUAUGGCCUUGAAGUUUGGUGUCUUGUCAUCCACGCCUAAAAAAGAAAAUUUUGACUCGCUUCCGCCAGCCAGCUCAGCAGCCUUGGGCAACUUGAGAUUCUUUAAUGACAUGUCCUUUACAUUUUUCUAUCGAGUGUUGAUAUUGGCCGACUAUACUACCAGCAUUGGCGUAUGUUCAGGUGCAAGGAGAUGAUAUAAAAGAUCUGAAGAAGCUCUGGUCACUUGCUGAGGUUUUCAAACAUUGCUAGCCAUAUCAGAGGGCCCCCAAAGAUUGAUUAUCUCUCCGGUUAUGAUGUUUUAUCGUCACCUAAAACAACCGCAGGGUUUUGAUUAUCAGCGAGUCUAGCUAAAAAAAACAUGCUGACAAGUGUGAAUAGAGUGCGUAUAGUGCAGCACACAAAGAUGCACAGCGUCAGUCAUAGUAAGAGGUUAGAUUAAUAAUAUAAUUAUAGGCUGGUUU
Yamadazyma tenuis ATCC 10573 is the source of this 537-nucleotide messenger RNA. The record is from RefSeq and is a predicted model, not a curated record. NCBI's taxonomy places the organism in Eukaryota, Fungi, Ascomycota, Pichiomycetes, Serinales, Debaryomycetaceae.